AUGCUGUCGCUCUCAAUCUUCGCCUUUUGCUGUCAGCCAAACGUUCCAUCCAUCUACACAGAGCUAGAGCAGAAGAGCUACCAGCGGAUGCAGAAAGUCUCCAUGCGUGCGAUGCUUCUCUGCAGCUUGGUGUACCUGCUCAUGGGUGUCACCGGUUUCCUUGCUUUUGGCGAGGACACGCUGGGAAACGUCUUGGGCAAUUUGCAGCCGCUGCUCUGUGCAAACGACUGGAUGGUCCGCUCCGGCAUAGCCAGCAUGGCAUUUGCUGUCACCAUGGCCUACCCGCUGAACAUUUUCCCGAUUCGUUUUUCUGUGGAGACCGCGCUUUUCUACCACAAGCCCCACCUCAAGUGCUCCGCUGUGCGGACAGGAAUUGCGGUGGCUGCUGUUGCUUCAAGCCUUGUCGUCGCGAUUGUCUUGCCGCAGAUCAACUUGAUUUUCGAGCUGAUAGGAGCUACAACAGGAAGCUUCGUGUGCUUCAUUGGUCCCGGGCUGCUUUUCCAGAGGAUUGUGCCUGGUCGCGCCUUCGCCCCGCACAAGCUUAAGGCGCUGCUGCUCAUAGUGGUGGGUCUUUGUUUCCUUGUGUUGGGGACAUACAGCAGUGUUCUGGAUGUCUUGGCGCAGCUUUCGUCCAAGGACGCAGCACCACAAUGCAGAGAUUUUGCGCAUCUCCGGGCAUCGUGA
Symbiodinium pilosum is the source of this 684-nucleotide messenger RNA. Lineage: Eukaryota; Dinophyceae; Suessiales; Symbiodiniaceae. The record is from the annotation of a GenBank genome assembly.